Molecule: messenger RNA, 1155 nt
Organism: Erythranthe guttata (spotted monkey flower)
Lineage: Eukaryota; Viridiplantae; Streptophyta; Magnoliopsida; Lamiales; Phrymaceae
Gene: XTH9
Product: xyloglucan endotransglucosylase/hydrolase 9
Biological process (GO): xyloglucan metabolic process; cell wall biogenesis
Cellular component (GO): apoplast; cell wall
Molecular function (GO): xyloglucan:xyloglucosyl transferase activity; hydrolase activity, hydrolyzing O-glycosyl compounds
Source: RefSeq, a predicted model, not a curated record
CACUCCUCUGCUCUCACAUUAAAAAAAAAUAAAAAAAAAAUAUUUAAAAUUUAAAUUCUUGAAAAACUGCUGCAAUGGUAAAGGGAUAUGUGAUACUCGGGUUAUUAUCUGCUGCAUUCGCACUAGUGGGCACUUGUGUGUGCUCAUCAUCAUCAUCUUCAAGAUUUGAUGAUCUUUUUCAACCCAGUUGGGCUUUGGAUCAUUUCACCUAUCAAGGAGAUGUUCUCAACAUGAAACUUGAUAACUACUCUGGAGCUGGAUUUUCAUCAAAGAGCAAGUAUUUGUUUGGGAAAGUCACUGUUCAGAUUAAGCUUGUUGAGGGUGACUCUGCUGGCACUGUCACCGCCUACUAUAUGUCAUCGGACGGUCCGUAUCACAACGAGUUUGAUUUCGAGUUCCUGGGGAACACCACAGGGGAACCCUACCUUGUUCAGACAAAUGUGUACGUUAAUGGAGUUGGCAAUAGAGAACAGAGGUUGAAUCUCUGGUUUGACCCCACCAAGGAUUUUCACUCUUACUCCAUUCUCUGGAAUCACCGCCAAGUUGUAUUCUUGGUAGAUGAGACACCAGUGAGAGUACACACAAACCUGGAGCACAAAGGAAUACCUUAUCCAAAAGACCAACCAAUGGGAGUGUACAGCUCAAUUUGGAACGCAGACGAUUGGGCAACACAAGGUGGUAGAGUCAAAACAGAUUGGUCAAAGGGACCCUUCAUUGCAUCCUACACUGGUUUCCAAAUCGACGGCUGCAAAUGCCCCGACUCCGUCGCUUCACGGUGCGCCGCCGCUUCAGGUGAUCCCAAGCAGUUCUGGUGGGACCAGCCGACUAUGUCGGAGCUGAACGUACACCAGAGCCACCAGCUUCUUUGGGUGAGGGCCAAUCACAUGGUGUACGACUACUGCUCCGAUACUGCUCGGUUUCCCGCCACUCCGCUCGAGUGCCAGCACCACCAGCACUAGAGUACUUUCCCGAUCGGUUUAAUUAGUUAAUUAAUUAAUUAAUUAAUUAUCGUUUUUUGUAAAAAAAGAAUUAUGGUUCUUUAAAUUAAGUCGGUUCGACAUGAGCUCCAUGUUUUUUUUUUGUUCGUCAUCAUCUGUAAGAUAUACCGUUAAGUAGUUUCGAAAUAAAUCCUCGUUUCUUUUGGUUCGAUUAUGA